This is a messenger RNA of Coniosporium apollinis CBS 100218, 1302 nucleotides long. RefSeq lists its product as uncharacterized. Lineage: Eukaryota; Fungi; Ascomycota; Dothideomycetes. The record is from RefSeq and is a predicted model, not a curated record. The transcript has a single exon. Gene Ontology annotation, molecular function: lipid binding. Gene Ontology annotation, cellular component: ERMES complex. Bases 1 to 1302 code for a protein of 433 amino acids. Gene Ontology annotation, biological process: mitochondrion organization; phospholipid transport.
AUGUCCGUUGACAUUCAUUGGGAUACUUUGACCGGCGGCUCGGACGGGGCCGCCCUGGCUGAGACUGUACGAGCCUUCGUUCACGAUAAAUUUCAGCAAGUAACCCUACCACGGUUUAUACGCUCUGUCAAGGUCCACUCCUUUGAUUUCGGUAGCAUUGCACCGGUGGUAGAGCUCAAGGAUAUUUGUGAUCCCCUUCCGGACUUCUAUGAAGAAGACGGAAGUGACUCCAGCGGUGAGGAUGAGGACGAAGGCUCCAACGAGGAGAGGACUCGCGGCUAUACGAGUAGUGAAGAUUUCAAAACCGUAUCAAGCCGGGGGGACGAGCUACACGUAGCUAGAAACCGUAACCUUGCGGACCUUGCAUGGCGGCAGCCGCCGAUUAAUGCUGAUACUCGUUUGCCCGGCCUAAGGACAGGUCUUGGACCUAUUGAUGUGCUCGGAAGCUCGCUUCAGCGAGCCCCAACUCCAGGUAUCCCCGGUGGGACGUCGAACUUGAGCUAUUUCCAUCUUCCUCUCGGAGCAGGCCUCUCAGGCACUACAACUCCGCUCGCCGCAGUCGCCGGAGCACAAUUUCAGAAUGGAUGGCCGGACCACAACUACCGUACCCACCAUCAACCACCUCCGACAUCAGCCAGAGAUGAGAAAUCCGCGCAAUACCGUUCAGCAACGGCCCGCUCUCUGACCCCCCCGUCAGCUGGCGAUCCCGGCUCUCGACCGCCCUCACAACAUCAGCAGAACAUGUCGCGACGUAGCUCAAGGGCAGAUAUCGAGGACUUUGCUAUCGACCAGCAUGGCCAGUCCAACCUUUCGCGGACAUCGUCACCUCGGCGAUUUCAAGAGAAAAGCCCAGAAGACGUUCAGGUGGUAUCACGAGUCAAGUACGCCGGAGACAUCAAGCUGUCCUUGACCGCGGAAAUACUCCUCGAUUACCCCAUGCCUAGCUUCGUCGGAAUACCGCUGAAGCUCAACAUCACUGGCUUGACCUUUGAUGGCGUGGCAAUCCUGGCUUACAUCAAGAAGAAAGCCCACUUUUGUUUCUUAUCACCCGAUGACGCAGAGGCUUUGAUCGGCGAUGAUGCGUAUCAAGACGGCUCUGCCGCAGACAGUGGUGGAGAACGACGACCGCACGUUGGAGGCCUUCUCGAAGAGAUCAAGGUCGAGAGCGAGAUUGGCCAGAAAGAGAACGGAAAGCAGGUGCUCAAGAACGUAGGAAAAGUGGAGAAAUUCGUGCUGGAGCAGGUGAGACGCAUAUUCGAGGACGAGUUCGUUUAUCCGAGCUUCUGGACGUUCCUCGUCUGA